This is a messenger RNA of Copidosoma floridanum, 2409 nucleotides long. Its product is annotated as putative cytochrome P450 6a14. The record is from RefSeq and is a predicted model, not a curated record. Gene Ontology annotation, molecular function: monooxygenase activity; oxidoreductase activity, acting on paired donors, with incorporation or reduction of molecular oxygen; iron ion binding. Lineage: Eukaryota; Metazoa; Arthropoda; Insecta; Hymenoptera; Encyrtidae.
AUUCCUCAUUCUAUAAAAGUCUCGCUCAGUUGAACGUUCUCGUCAAAGUUCAGUGUCUCAAAUUUUCAUUAACAGCAAGAGCACCAAUAUGCUGCAAGCAAUGGAGCAAAUGUUUCAUACGAAGCUAUUUUGGAUUACCGUGAUUAUUCUAGGAUUUUACACAUACUUAAAGUUCGUAGUUUAUAAUUAUUGGAACAAAAAAGGAAUACCUCACGAUGCGCCAUCAAUACCCUUCGGUAAUACUGUACCGGUGGUCACUGGGAAAUUGUCUGUAGGUAAUUUGUUAAAAGAAAGUUACGAAAAAUUCAAAAAGCUUCCCUUUCACGGUGUAUACAUUUUUUACAAACCCAUGCUGGUGAUUAAUGAUCCUGAGUUGAUUCGACAGAUAUUAAUAAAGGACUUCAACAAAUUUCGCGAUCGCGGUUUAUACUUUAAUGAAAAAAUCGAUCCACUAUCGGGUCACUUGUUUUUUUUGCCCGGCGAAAAAUGGAGAAGACUGCGAGCCAAGUUAUCGCCAAUAUUCACGUCAGGGAAAUUGAAGCAAAUGUUUCCAUUGCUCAAAGAAAUCGGCGACGAUUUGGUAAAAGUCUGCGACAAAACGAUUGAUAAAGAUGAUGUGAUUGAAUUGAAAAGUAUGAUUGGAAGGUAUACAGCCGAUACCAUUUCGUCCACUGCUUUUGGAUUCAACUGCAAGAGCCUUGAUAAUCCAGAAAACGAGUUCAAACGUCAUUUGCUCAUGGUAUUUGAUCAAUCGCCGUUGAAAAAUGCCCUUGCUUUCGUUCCGAUAGUAUUAGAUGUAUUGCGAAUACCGUUUACCCCGUACGAGGUCAUAAGAUUUUUUUCAAAAUUAUUUGAGGAUAUGGUUAAUCAAAGACAACAAAGUAAUGUCGUUAGAAAAGAUUUUGUUAACUUAUUGAUGCAAUUAAUGGACAAGGGCAUAUUAGAGGAAGAUGACAAAUCAACACAAAAUGGUUCCAGCAAAGAUUCCAAUAAUGAAAAGUUAAGUUUGGUGCAAGCUCAAGCUCAGGCGUUUGUAUUUUUCGUCGCCGGAUACGAAACAACCUCAAGCACAAUUACCUAUUGCCUAUACGAAUUAGCCAUGAAUCCAGACAUUCAAGAGAAGGUUCACGAGGAAAUCGAUGAAGUGUGCAGUAAACCAGGUGGCAUAACGUAUGAACGCGUGAUGAACGAAUUCGAGUACCUACACAUGGUGUUUUGCGAAACUUUGAGGAAACAUCCAUCACUUGCAUUCUUAAAUAGAGUGUGCAUUGAAGAUUACAAUAUUCCAAACAGUAACGUCACCUUGGAAAAAGGAACUGGAGUCAUCGUUCCCGUGUCAGGACUCCAAAGAGAUCCUAAUUUUUUUCCAGAUCCAGACAAAUUCGAUCCAAUGCGUUUUUCGAAAGAUAAUAUUGCAGCGAGGAAUCCCUACGUAUAUUUACCCUUUGGGGAUGGUCCACGGGUUUGCAUUGGUACUCGUUUCGGCCACUUGCAAUCUAAAAUAGCUCUGAUAUCCGUGUUACAUAAUUUCAAAUUUUCAGCAUGUCCUAAAACAUCUGAAAUUGUUUAUUCGAAAAGAGCUCUUGUUCAAGCGCCAGAAGGUGGUGUAUACGUAAGAAUGGAAAGAAGAAAAAAAUAAUGUUGUAACAGAACUAUGCGAAUUUUAUUUUAUUUUUAAAGUGGAAGCACAAAUUUCACUCGGUAAAUCCAAAUAUCUUAAAAUAAUGUGUUAAUUAUGUGUUAAAAUUUUUAUUUUUGGAAAAUUAUAUAUUACGUAACAACAGUUAUAUAUUCAUACAACAAAAGUAUUGAUAAGCGUUUUCCAUAAAAAUCAAACAGUAUUUUAUCAAUUAGUUGUGUACAUACAUUAAACUGUACUAUUUUUUGUACGACAAUUAAUACAAGAAGGCUGUAGAAUGCAAAAUAUAUCUUUCAAACUUAUCUUCAAAUAUCUAAAUAUUUUAACUGUUUCAAAUUAUACCAUUUGAUAGAACUGGUAUGAUAGUCAACAAUAAAUUAAUUUAAUUAUUUAUGUAAUAAUUAUUAAAAUAAUUUAGAUGAAAAAUGUACAGAUAUAAUAAAAUAUUAAAAACAAAGGUUUUAUACUUUUAAUUUACUUGUAAAACUUGUAAAAUUCAACUAAUUUGAGUUUAUGUAAUACGUAAAAUGCAUGGAAGAUUUGAAUGUUUGUAUGAUUUAUGUUUUUUAAGGAUUUUCAAUAGUUUUUUCAAGCAGUGGUGUAGAGUAGUGCGGCUCUGUGUCGAAGCAAGUUGUACUAACUACACCUAAUAACAUCUACCAGCUCUAUCCUUAAAAAUUUCAUUGUGUUCAAUUCGCUGGUACAACCCAUCAAACAAUGUGAGACUAUUUUUGUCAUAAAAAGCACGUAUAAAAUAAAAUGCUUCAUCG